Messenger RNA from Prorocentrum cordatum, 161 nucleotides. Lineage: Eukaryota; Dinophyceae; Prorocentrales; Prorocentraceae. The record is from the annotation of a GenBank genome assembly.
GACCUGUCCUCGCUGCCCGGCAUGAAGGGCAAGAGGUACAAGGAAGUGGUCGACAACUGGGGCGAGAAUCCGCCCCACUUCAACGGCGAGGAAGUCAGGCUAGAACACAUCGCCACAUUCAUGCAGGACGUGCUGUCCAGCGACCCGUUCGGCACCGGUGA